CAGUCAUCACCUUGCCUUGGAGAGGUGAGCACUGGAUGUAAAGCUGGAGAUAUAUAUAUUUAAUAGAAUUUGUCCUGUUUUUGACCAAUUUUGAUGGAUAUAGUGUUGGAGAUACUUCAGGCUAUCGAGCGUCUCUUCCUGCCGUUUCUCUCCCCUUCUGGUUGAUGGUCUAUGAUCAGAUUUACUGCAGAUGCUAGUCCACACUUACACAGCCAUGGACCGGCACGAUGGAGUUAACAGCCACAGUUCAAGGCUGUCCCAACUCGGGUCGGUCUCCCAGGGACACUACUCAACGGCUCCUCCGCUCUCUCAUACCCCGACGUCGGAUUUCCAGCCACCAUACUUCCCUCCUCCUUACCAACCUCUCCCUUACCACCAGAGCCAGGACCCUUACACGCACGUCAACGACCCCUACUCCUUGAACGCUCUGCACCAACCCCAGCAGCAUCCUUGGCAGCAGAGGCAGCGGCAGGAUGUGGGUGCCGAGCCCAGCCUUCUCCACCAGCCCCGGGUUCUACCCCAGAUUACAGGGCUGGACCCUCGCCGGGAUUACCCCGGUGUGCGGCGGCCAGACGUGCUUGUCCACUCCGCUCAUGGACUCGACUCGGGCAUGGGAGACAGCCUCUCUCUUCAUAGUAUCAGCCAUCAUGGAAUGGAAGAUAUCCAGGCUUUGGAUGACACGGGUACCACUGGCAUGAGCUUAUUGGACCAGUCCGUCAUUAAAAAGGUCCCACUUCCUCAGAAGAAUAUCACAUCUCUGAUGAUGAACAAAGACAAUCUCCUCGGUGGAAUUGCGAAUCAUAACGAGGUGUUCUGCUCGGUGCCGGGACGCCUGUCUUUGCUUAGCUCCACAUCCAAGUACAAGGUGACGGUGGGAGAAGUCCAGAGGCGCCUGUCCCCACCUGAGUGUUUGAACGCAUCAUUGUUGGGGGGAGUCCUGAGAAGAGCCAAGUCGAAAAAUGGUGGAAGGUCGUUGAGAGAAAAGCUAGAGAAGAUCGGAUUAAAUUUACCCGCGGGCAGACGUAAAGCUGCAAAUGUCACUUUACUAACCUCACUAGUGGAAGGCGAAGCCGUACAUUUAGCCCGGGAUUUUGGGUACAUCUGUGAAACUGAAUUCCCUGCCAAAGCGGCAGCCGACUACCUGAACAGACAGCACACAGAUCCCAGCGAGCUGCACUCCAGGAAGAAUAUGAUCCUGGCCACGAAGCAACUUUGCAAAGAAUUUACAGAUCUGCUGGCACAGGAUAGGUCUCCACUGGGGAACACCAGGCCCAACCCCAUCCUAGACCCAGGCAUCCAGAGCUGUUUGACUCACUUUAGCCUCAUUACGCAUGGUUUUGGCUCUCCCGCCAUUUGUGCCGCUCUCACAGCUGUCCAGAACUACCUGACGGAAGCAUUAAAGGGACUGGACAAGAUGUUCUUAAACAACAACCCAAAUAGACACACAUCUGGUGGGGAGGCAGGCACCAAAACUGGAGACAAGGAGGAAAAGAACAGGAAAUGAAAAACAUUCCUCCAAACUUUUUAUUUUCUGUAGCUUUAUAUAAAAAAAAUCUUCUAUUGACUUGGAAAAGACAACAACGCACAUACAACGGAGCAACACUGGGUCAACUGUUUGCAAUCAAUAUGGACCUGGAUGCAAGGCAUCAAGACGUUUUUUCUUGGUAUUUUUCCAAUUUUGCAAACAUUUUGACUUCCAUUUUAUGUCAAAAUGGCAGGUGAUUCCAAGAUCUACUUGUGUGACUGCAAAUUGAUUUUUAUAGAUAUAUUAUCAAAAUCCUCUGGUCCCACGUUCAUUUCAGGUCCGAUUUCUGUGCACAGUUCUGCAUGUUAUGAGGAUGGAAACAUUCCAGCAAAAGAAAAUGAUGAACAGGUAACAGAAACACUUAAUAGCUUUUUCUACCCCCCUCUAUUUGGAUGCGCAGUUUCAAUGUAGUGUCUUUAACGAUUUAUUACCCAAGGUUUGAUGGUUCGCACACAAAAUUUAACAUAUAGUGACAAUAAUGACAUGUAUCUGCUGAAUCUAACCCCAAGCAUAACAAUACAGGCAGUAGUGUGACUGUCCAUAACCUUCCAGUCGACAUGAAUCUAAACGGAGCUCUAACUAGAUAAUUAUUCACCCUCGAUUGCAGUUGUCAGAUCAAGUUCAAGGUGAACACCAGCACUGCAAAAAUAACUACACAAAGCAGAAUGAGUACAGACAGAAGGUGAGUUCACUUCAAAGAGACGGGCUGAAAUCCAACAGAGAUUAAUGAGAAGGGAACAUUGCAUUAUAGAAACGGGCAGUGCUCCCCCUGCAUGGCGUAGUCUAUUUAAAACUUGGUACAUUCCGACACAUCAUUAAAUGUAACUGGUCUUCCUUUCAAUAAUUGUUCUGAAUUUAGCAGCAUCUACUUAAAUACGCAGUACGACACGAUACCCCCCUUAAGAAGCUAUUAGCAUUUUGAUCAAUCUGUUUUGGUGAUUUUUUAAAAGACCUCCCCUUUAUCCCUCGAAGGACACAACUAUCGUGCAACCUCCCUCAGCUCAGAGCAACGUCUUUCUCCAAAGCACUUUUGACCUCAGCUGAUGCGCAGUUUGGUCAAUAUGAACAUGAAUGGACACUGAAGGCACUGUCCGAACGCAACGCGUUGACCCAGUCAACCCCUCGAGAACUGAUAGCAAUUUAUAUGUAGAUGGUAGAUUUUAAUACAAACACGAACUAAAGGCACGCAGAAAGCACAUGAGCUGUAUCAGAGCAGCUUGAUUUGGUUAGUUAGGAAGAAAAUUCAUGUGUUCGUCCGAAAGUAACCUUUUAAGAAUAUCGCCAUAAAUACAUGUCGAGAUCGACUCUUUUUGUUUGCAUAUAAAUGUUCAGAACUGCAUCCAUCACAAUUGGAGUCAAUUGUUAAUACACUUAUUUAAGAAGUACCCCAGUGCAUUAUUUCAUUAAAUCACUAGCAUGCACACUUGAUAAAAAAAAAGCCUAUGUUUGAAAGAGACAAUUGGUUCACGCGGGUCAAUAGCCACGGGUCAGUAAACUGGAUUGAGAAAAACAUGCAGAUUCUUGGGCUGUCUGGAUGUGCUGGGUGUCUCUCAAACUAAAAGACAGAGGUUACUCUAAAAAUAGCAAAGUUCUUAUUUCUUAACCAUGUUGUCUGCAUUUUCUGGAAAAAAUAGCAAAUUAUGUCCUCGUGACUGUGAAACAUUUAACAGUCAAGAAUGUAAAGUAGAUUUUUCAAAUUGCUUCCCAUAUUUUUCGGUCAGUGGAACCGCGCUGUCCACAUAUCUCGCCUGCAUGCAAUGUUGAAACAAGUUCAAUAACAACGUUGCAAGAGAAGGCGAGGAAGUUGAGGGCGACACAAAACAAAUUUCCCACACGAAAGGUAAACGAUAAACGUUGUAGGGGAUCUGAUUGUUCCUCUUUAAUCCCAGAGGUUCCGAGAAUGAAUGUUCCACUACCUGCACUUAGACAUAUUUUUGAGAACAACCAGAUAUAUUAAUUAUCUAUUUGGAAGCAAUGCGU
Molecule: messenger RNA, 3505 nt
Organism: Hemiscyllium ocellatum (epaulette shark)
Lineage: Eukaryota; Metazoa; Chordata; Chondrichthyes; Orectolobiformes; Hemiscylliidae
Gene: tfap2b
Product: transcription factor AP-2 beta
Exons: 7
Coding region: 191-1504 (437 amino acids)
Biological process (GO): regulation of transcription by RNA polymerase II; regulation of cell population proliferation; anatomical structure development
Cellular component (GO): nucleus
Molecular function (GO): RNA polymerase II transcription regulatory region sequence-specific DNA binding; DNA-binding transcription factor activity, RNA polymerase II-specific
Source: RefSeq, a predicted model, not a curated record